Molecule: messenger RNA, 816 nt
Organism: Ogataea angusta
Lineage: Eukaryota; Fungi; Ascomycota; Pichiomycetes; Pichiales; Pichiaceae
Exons: 1
Coding region: 1-816 (271 amino acids)
Biological process (GO): inositol phosphate biosynthetic process
Cellular component (GO): nucleus
Molecular function (GO): ATP binding; inositol-1,3,4,5,6-pentakisphosphate 2-kinase activity
Source: RefSeq, a predicted model, not a curated record
AUGGAGCUUGAUUUCUUUUCCUACUUUCGUAAAGGAUCUGCCAACGCAGUGUUCCGAUAUGAGGGGAAGGAUCCGCAGCUUGCUGGUACUGUUCUCAGGCUUCGACUGGCUGGCCAGGACUACACAACACAGGAAAUAUAUGAAUACAUGCAUCAGUUUUCUUCCCUCAAAAGAUGGAUAAUACCUACGAAACUUGUUGAGCUAGAGCCAGGGGCUAUUCAUAAACUCGAAAAAGACGGCUUGAAACUCAAACCAGACACCCAUGGCCUACUCAUGGACAACGUUUUCGAGGAGUCUGAUUGUCGUGAAAUUGCUCUUAACAAGCACAUCAUUCUAAGCUUGGGAGCUCGCCGAUUGCUGGAACUGAAGCCCAAAUGGCUAGAUCCGGGUUCAAAUCGGACCUGUCGCAAUUGUGCACACCUGUUAUCCAAAGGCGAGAAAUUCAUCGUCUGUCCUCUACAACUGCUAACGACUGACGGCAUACAUAAGUGGUGUGAAGCGGUUGAACAUGAGGCUUUAAAUCGAGGGUGUCCGUACCUGCCAAUUGAAGAUGCAGUGCAAGCAAACAUCCUCUUGUUCCAGACCCUUGCCUCAAUACAGGCUCGUUAUCCAAAUGUCCAUCAGAAACUAAUGUCUCUGGAAAGCGAGGUGGAUGUUGACGAACAAUUGUGCGAGACCAUGACGAUGCGCGACGUCACCGUUUUCAUAGACUUGGACUCCUCGAAAGCACUGCUUUGUGACUUAGACAGAAAGAGUCCCCGUAAAUGGCAGAAAUGGAGAGACCGCGAAAUAGCUUUGAAUAAGCUUAUGCAAUGA